Molecule: messenger RNA, 2190 nt
Organism: Scomber japonicus (chub mackerel)
Lineage: Eukaryota; Metazoa; Chordata; Actinopteri; Scombriformes; Scombridae
Gene: slc15a1a
Product: solute carrier family 15 member 1a
Exons: 22
Coding region: 115-2190 (691 amino acids)
Biological process (GO): transmembrane transport; oligopeptide transport
Cellular component (GO): membrane
Molecular function (GO): dipeptide transmembrane transporter activity
Source: RefSeq, a predicted model, not a curated record
GAAGAUCCCAAGAAAGGGAAGAACAGAGGCACGGACAAAGCGGUGUGUGGUUACCCGAUCAGCAUUUUUUUUAUUGUGGUGAAUGAGUUCUGCGAAAGGUUCUCCUACUAUGGCAUGCGCGCUGUCCUGGUACUGUACUUCAAGUACUUCUUGCGCUGGGAUGAUGAUAUGGCCACUUCCAUCUAUCACGUCUUUGUGGCUCUGUGCUACCUAACCCCUAUUCUCGGGGCCAUUGUGGCUGACUCCUGGCUGGGAAAGUUCAAGACUAUCAUCUACUUGUCCAUUGUCUAUGCACUUGGCCAGGUUGCGAUGGCUGUCAGUGCAAUCCAUGACAUCACUGACACAAACAGAGAUGGGUCACCAGACAACAUGACCUUUCAUGUUGUGUUGUCCAUGGUGGGACUCUUCCUCAUUGCUCUGGGCACUGGUGGUAUCAAACCUUGUGUGGCUGCCUUUGGUGGAGACCAAUUUAGUGAGCACCAGGACAAGCAGAGGAGAACUUUCUUCUCUGUAUUCUACCUGUGCAUCAAUGGCGGCAGUCUCCUGUCAACUAUUAUCACUCCAAUCCUCAGAGCUCAGGAGUGUGGCAUCCAGACUAAGCAGAGCUGUUAUCCUCUGGCCUUCGGUGUCCCUGCAGCACUAAUGGUGGUUGCACUCGUGGUGUUCAUCGUUGGGAGUGGUAUGUACUAUAAAGCUGAGCCACAAGGGAAUAUCAUGCUGGAUGUGUGUAAAUGUAUCGGGUUUGCAAUCAAAAACCGCUACAGGCACAGAAGCAGUGAGCAUCCAAAAAGGGAGCACUGGAUGGACUGGGCAGAAGAAAAAUAUGAAAAACUCCUCAUUGCUCAAAUCAAGAUGGUGCUGAGGGUCCUCUUUUUAUACAUCCCACUUCCAAUGUUCUGGACCCUAUUUGACCAAAAGGGUUCUCGAUGGACUCUGCAGGCCACCAACUUGGAUGGGAACUUUGGGCUACUUGUUAUCCAGCCUGAUCAGAUGCAGACUGUCAACCCCAUCCUGAUCCUGACUCUGGUGCCUAUCAUGGACAGCGUUAUCUACCCUCUAAUCCAAAAGUGUGGCCUGAACUUUACACCUCUGAAAAGAAUGACAGUGGGGAUGCUUCUGGCAGCUAUAGCUUUUGUCUGUGCUGCACUGGUUCAGAUUCAAGUUGAUACUACACUGCCCACCUUCCCAUCAGCCUCCCAGAGUCAGCUGAAAUUACUCAACAUGGGUAGUACACCAGUGACAGUUAACAUGCCUGACAAUGAGCCACUGGAACUUUCUGCAGCUCUGGCCAGUGAUGAAUUCUUCACAUUCAAAGCAGGAAAUAUCAGCAUUUCACUCACUAAGUCAGGCAGUCCUGCACAGGCUAAACUCAUUCCCUUGGUCAGUGGAAAGCGACAAACACUUCUCAUUCCCUCAAACAUCAGUGAGGAAUGGGUGUUGACUCAAGAUUUGAUUAAAAAGCCAGAGGAAGGCAACAAUGCAAUCCGGUUUGUAAAUGGUAUGGAUACAGAUGUGGACGUAUCCAUUGCUGGAACAGAUGUAGGAUUAAUUGGGCCAUCUUAUUAUUCCAACUACACCCAGAUAACAUAUGGAAAGACCACCUUCACCAUAAGUAGUGGUUCACAGUCUUGUGAGUACACCAAGGACUUUGGAUUUGGAAGUUCAUACACUUUCUUUAUCCCUGCCAUUACCAAUUGUCAGGAAGGUAUUACUAUGGCAGAAGACAUCAAGCCCAACUCGGUUCACAUGGCCCUCCAGAUCCCACAGUACUUCUUUAUAACUGCUGGUGAAGUGAUGUUUUCUGUUACUGGUCUGGAGUUUUCUUAUUCACAGGCACCUAGUAACAUGAAAGCAGUACUGCAAGCAGGCUGGCUGCUCACCGUUGCAGUUGGAAACUUCAUCGUUCUGAUUGUGGCUGAGCUCGCAAAGCUUCCCAAACAGUGGGCAGAGUAUGUUCUCUUUGCCUCCCUCUUGGUGGCUGUAUGUAUCAUCUUCUCCUUUAUGGCAUACACCUACACCUACAUGGACCCUGCUGAAAUUGAAGCCCAGUUCACGAAGAAGGUUCAUGAUGAUGAUGAUGAUGAUGAGGAUGAUAAAAGCAAGUUAAAGAAGACAGAGAUUGAAAUGGUCAAGAAAGACUCGAUUAAAUCUCAUGAUGAAGAUGAUCCAGACAAACAAACUAAAAUGUGA